Molecule: messenger RNA, 3037 nt
Organism: Vicia villosa (hairy vetch)
Lineage: Eukaryota; Viridiplantae; Streptophyta; Magnoliopsida; Fabales; Fabaceae
Product: protein transport protein SEC23 E-like
Exons: 12
Coding region: 169-2460 (763 amino acids)
Biological process (GO): endoplasmic reticulum to Golgi vesicle-mediated transport; intracellular protein transport; COPII-coated vesicle budding
Cellular component (GO): COPII vesicle coat; endoplasmic reticulum exit site
Molecular function (GO): GTPase activator activity; zinc ion binding
Source: RefSeq, a predicted model, not a curated record
UGAUUAGUAUUGGCGUUGAAUGUGUGUUGUCAUUGUUUAACAUCAUUCUGCAGCGUUACGGUUGUGGUCCGUCCGAGCAAGCAAGGGUGUUGUAAGCCAAAGCGAAAGAAUAACCCUUUGCAUCUCAAUUCCCAAUUUCCCAAUUCAAAAUCAAAAUCAAAAUCAAACAUGUCGGAGAUUGCCAGCACAGAUCCCGAAGGUGUCGACGGAGUUCGCAUGACAUGGAACGUCUGGCCACGAAGCAAAGUCGAAGCCAGCAAGUGCGUCAUCCCUCUCGCCGCCACCAUCUCCGUGAUCCGCCCUCAUCCCGACAUUCCCCGCCUCCCUUACGCCCCUCUCCGAUGCAAAACCUGCACCUCCGCCCUCAACCCCUUCUCCCGUGUCGACUUCACCGCCAAGAUCUGGAUCUGCCCCUUCUGUUAUCAGCGCAACCAUUUCCCUCCUCAUUAUAACGCCAUCUCUGAAACCAAUCUCCCUGGGGAACUUUACCCUCAAUACACAACCGUCGAAUAUACAAUUCCGCAUGCCGAUCCUAAUCCUCCUCCUUCCCCUGUUUUUCUCUUCCUCCUUGAUACUUGUAUCAUUGAGGAAGAGAUCAAUUAUCUCAAAUCGGCUCUCGGUCGUGCGAUCGGGCUUUUGCCUGAUAAUGCUCUCGUCGGUUUUGUCUCCUUUGGGACUCAGGUUCAGGUUUAUGAAUUGGGAUUCUCUGAUAUGUCUAAGGUUUAUGUCUUUCGCGGUUCCAAAGAGAUUCCGAAAGAUCAGAUUUUGGAACAGCUUGGUCUUGCUUCUUCUGCUGCUUCUGGAAGGAGGCCGAUUAAGGGUGCUCCUUUCCCCAAUUCUGGUGUUUCACGGUUUUUGUUGCCUGCUUCUGAUUGUGAAUACACUCUCAAUGCGCUUUUAGAAGAAUUGCAGAGAGAUCAGUGGCCUGUUCCUCCUGGCAAACGUCCCGCUCGCUGCACCGGCGUUGCAUUGAGUGUUGCAUCUGGAUUGCUCAGUGCUUGUGUUCCUGGGACUGGAGCUAGAAUCAUAACUUUGGUUGGAGGACCAUGCACGGAAGGACCCGGCACGAUUGUAUCUAAAGAUUUAUCUGACCCAGUGCGUUCUCAUAAAGAUCUUGAUAAAGAUGCAGCGCCUUACUUUAAGAAAGCAGUCAAAUUUUAUGAUGGUCUUGCAAAACAGCUGGUUAGCCAAGGUCAUGUUUUAGAUGUCUUUGCAUCAGCACUUGAUCAGGUUGGAGUUGCAGAAAUGAAAGUUGCAGUUGAAAGAACUGGUGGCCUUGUUGUCCUGUCUGAAAGUUUUGGUCAUUCAGUCUUCAAGGACUCUUUUAAGCGUGUUUUUGAGGACGGGGAGCAAUCUCUUGGUCUUUGUUUCAAUGGAACUCUUGAGAUAAAUUGCUCAAAGGAAAUCAAAAUUCAGGGAAUCGUUGGACCAUGCACAUCGAUAGAGAAGAAAGGGCCUUCUGUUGCUGAUACUGUCAUAGGAGAGGGGAACACAACAAUAUGGAAGAUGUGUGGUCUUGACAAGAGUACAUGCUUGACUGUGUUGUUUGAUCUUUCAUCAAGUGAUCGUUCAAAUACUCCAGGUGCUGUCAACCCACAACUGUACCUGCAGUUCCUUACAAGUUACCAGGGGGCAGAUGGUCAAUUAGUGCUUCGUGUUACAACUGUAACUAGAAGAUGGGUAGAUAGUGCUGUUAGCUCUGAGGAAUUGGUCCAAGGAUUUGACCAGGAAACUGCUGCAGUGGUAAUGGCUAGAUAUGCUUCUCUGAAAAUGGAGACAGAGGAAACAUUUGAUGCCACCCGGUGGUUGGAUAGGUUCCUCAUUCGCCUCUGUUCUAAGUUUGGGGACUACCGCAAGGAUGAUCCAUCAUCUUUUACAUUAAAUCCAUCAUUUUCUCUUUUCCCCCAGUUUAUGUUCAAUCUGCGACGCUCACAGUUUGUACAGGUUUUUAACAACAGUCCAGAUGAGACUGCAUACUUCCGCAUGUUGUUAAACCGUGAAAAUAUUAGUAAUGCGGCUGUCAUGAUUCAGCCAUCUCUAAUAUCAUAUUCAUUUAAUUCACUGCCUGCACCAGCUCUGUUGGAUGUGGCUUCCAUUGCUGCAGACCGGAUUCUGUUGCUAGAUUCAUACUUUAGUGUGGUUAUUUUUCAUGGGAUGACAAUAGCUCAAUGGCGCAACUUGGGAUACCAGAACCAACCAGAACACCAGGCUUUUGCACAACUAUUACGAGCUCCACAAGAUGAUGCCCACGCAGUAAUUAGAGAUCGGUUCCCUGUUCCUAGAUUGGUAGUGUGUGAUCAACAUGGUUCCCAGGCUAGAUUUUUAUUGGCAAAGCUGAAUCCGUCAGCAACAUAUAAUAAUGCGCACGAGAUGGCUGCUGGUUCAGAUGUAAUCUUUACUGAUGAUGUCAGCCUUCAAGUUUUCUUUGAGCAUCUGCAAAGGCUGGCUGUCCAAUCUUGAGGGCAGGUAAUAGGAGAGACUAACAGUUUAUGGAUUCUAGACUUUGGUUUGGGUAAUUCACCAACGAUGUGUAUCAUGCAUUAUGCUGUUGCAUUCAGUUAUUUUUCCUUUCUUUCCUUUGUUCUUAUCAAAGAGAAGAUCAGAGCCUGCAUGAAUUGAAGAAAUAAGGGAAGUAAGACCUGAAACAUGAUUCUUUAUGGUUCUGGUCGAAUUUUGUUUUAUGGAGAAAAUAAAUGAUUCGAAAGUCAGUUGAGUUUGUGGAUUACGGAAAGAAAGGAUACGAAUUUAAAGUUAAGAGCUGCCUGAUUUGCGACAGCAGCAUGGCAAAUGAGGGAGAUAUUUUUGUUUCAUAUUUUUCCUAUUUGUUUUGGCCCAGAUAUUUAUUUUUUGGGUUCCUCAUUAGUGGUUUUACUUUUACAUGCUCCCUAGAUUUGCCAAGUCAUUUUGUCAUGUUGGAAUUUGAUAUCAGUUAUUCUCUCUUUACACUGUCUUGUACUAUAUUUUGUGAAGUAAGCAUACAGGACUCGUCAUCAUGGUGAAAUGAACACUGCUGUGUGGUCGUUGUUUUUGUUCUUUA